Messenger RNA from Sinocyclocheilus grahami, 2402 nucleotides. RefSeq names its product RING finger protein 26-like. NCBI's taxonomy places the organism in Eukaryota, Metazoa, Chordata, Actinopteri, Cypriniformes, Cyprinidae. Gene Ontology annotation, biological process: ubiquitin-dependent protein catabolic process; protein ubiquitination. Bases 583 to 1878 code for a protein of 431 amino acids. Gene Ontology annotation, molecular function: ubiquitin protein ligase activity. The record is from RefSeq and is a predicted model, not a curated record. The transcript has a single exon.
UUGCUGCGCAGCCCAAGCGCCGGGUUGAUCCACUUCAAACAAGUGUUGUAAAGCGGAAAUAACGGACUGAAACAGAGCGAGAAGCUUUCGAUUCUAAAUCAUUAAUAACCCAAACAAAGAAGAGAGUUUGUCCUGGAGUUUCACAAAAUAACGCGAACGCUUGAAUUACACCCUGUACCAAGGAUGAACAUCAACGUGGGAUACAGCUUUACGCAACCAGCCAACGCCAGCAGUUUCGAUUUUCAAACGUAAACAUCCGCCGAGCAGUUCCCGUCCAAGUGUGAGCAGACAGACACUUCACUAUGCUACCCAUGUUUAGGAUGAGUGUUUCGGUCCAAAACCGAGGACAUGCUAUUCCCAGCUAAUGGUCAGUUAUGAUACGACAGGGGUUGGUUUUAUUUUAACCCCAAGUGCUUUGCCAAGGCGUCAGCGUUACUAAAGAUGCGAAUGGGUUAGCACGCAAGCUAACUUGGCUACGAGAGCUGUUUGUUUGUGUAACUACAUACUCAACUAUGUCUUUUGACAGCACAAAUAAUAAGUCCUAUAAUAUAUAGUCCAGUUUCACAAUCGGACAUCCUUAUUAUGGGUCUGCUGAACUUUGUUUUUAGUUCAAUUGGAAAAUGCAUAGAUGUCAUUUGCCUCCUUCUGGAUUUAAAUUUUGUGAUUGUAAACUCAAUAAUUCAGCUGUUGGUGGCAGUGAUUUCCUUUAUCAAUAGUCUGCCCAUGCUACUCACAAAUUCAGUGUCGGAGUGCUGGAAUCUCACUCUGCUUUGCAUCAUCACCAUGAGGGACGGAGUGGCCGUCGUGACCCAUAACAUGGUCGGAGGCUGGAUGCAGCUGCUGGGAGGCAUCCUGGAAAGCUUUAAGAUGAUCGGAUACCUGUCUUCGCAUCUACUGCUCCGCACCAAAGAGCUUCUCCACCGCGGACUGUUGUCGGGACACAGUUUGCUGCGACAGGCCUGGGAAGGCUGUGGGAUUGUGUUCAGCUUGUUGCUAUAUUUCAUCAACACUAUCAUCAACUUGCUCCUCAUUGGCACGCAAAAUUUAUACUCCGUGUUGGUCAGCGUGGUGGAAGCAGUGUCCUGCCCUUUGCAGAAAGCUCUUGAGCUGACUUUGACAGCGUUGACGUUUCUUUACAGCAGUCUUGUUGGCACCUCCAUUCUGCUGUGGACUCCAUGCAGACUGGCGAUGGAGUUCCUGGGAUCCGUGUGCCAUGUAUUUGUGAGCAUGUUCCUGCUCAACUCUUACGGGCGGCUUCUCAUAUUGCUCAUCAUUGCGAGUGCCACUGUAUAUCUAAACCCUGCGCUCCCACGACAUGUAUGUUUGCGUGUAAUCAACUACAUCAACACUGUUCCCAUCCUACAGUGUUUCCGGAGGGCUAUACACCGCCUCUAUGUGUUUGAGAGGAAUUUGUGGCAGCGAUUGGCCUGGUAUCGCAGCCAGAUAAUGGUUCCUGCAAGGAUGGAAGUUGUGGAAGGGGACGUUAGACAGCCAGAUGCCAACCCUGAGCCUCAAGCUGACCCAAACGCAGCAGGCGAGGUAGCAGAAAACGCACCUGAGGAUGCCCACCAAGUGGAUGACCCUCUAGACCUGCCGCUUCCCAGUUCCGGCACUCGCAGGCUGCUCCGCAAAUUUCCUUCGGAGGACAGUUGCAAAGGCCCUCCGGCUGACAACCUGCUGACUCUUCUGCAGGAGCAAGAGGAGAGGAAGAAGUGCGUGAUCUGUCAGGACAGCACCAAGACUGUUGUGCUCCUGCCGUGCCGUCACUUGUGCUUGUGUAGAGACUGCACCAACAUUUUGCUCAGCCAGCCUAUCUACCAACAAAACUGCCCCUUGUGCCGCCACAUGAUCCUUCAGACCAUGGACGUGUAUCUCUGAGGGAAGCGUUUACGGAUGUGUUUCUGUCAUCCUCAGGUUUUAUGAGCAGCACUGUUCUUGAAAUGUGGGAAACCACUUGUUCCUUUUUCAAAGAUGGCCAUUCCACUACUGAUGCUUGUAUAUAGAUUUAAAUCACAACCUUUUGUUAUUCGUUAAGGCGAGGCUGACGACUGUGCUCGUGCUUUCUUAUGAUUUUAUAUUCAUUGUCACUUUUUUCAUCAGCUUGUAGAAGCAAUAUCACAUGAAUGAAAGUUUUGUAUAAAAAAACAUAAAAAAUCGUGUGUUAAUUGUGAAGAUAGAAGAUUUAUGAUGUAAUUGUCGAGUGUUAAUGGGGAACAUUUGUAUGCUACAAUACUAACGUUGGGCCUUAUUGUAUGAAUUGUCUAUUUGAUUUAUUUUUGCCUGAUUGUAAAAGUGAUCAAAGGCUUCAUGGGAACCUUUUGAAACCUCACAAUAAUUCACAUGACUUCAGUCCAUCAGUUAGUGUCUUCUGUGUUUUUAUAAUAUGCAGAUCCAUCAAGAUA